This is a messenger RNA of Pelmatolapia mariae (spotted tilapia), 1482 nucleotides long. RefSeq names its product 15-hydroxyprostaglandin dehydrogenase [NAD(+)]-like. The coding region runs from base 52 to 822 and encodes 256 amino acids. NCBI's taxonomy places the organism in Eukaryota, Metazoa, Chordata, Actinopteri, Cichliformes, Cichlidae. The transcript has 7 exons. The record is from RefSeq and is a predicted model, not a curated record. Gene Ontology annotation, cellular component: cytoplasm. Gene Ontology annotation, molecular function: oxidoreductase activity, acting on the CH-OH group of donors, NAD or NADP as acceptor.
UGUGGAUAUCACACAGCACACCUCUGACUGUCUUCUUACUGAAGAGCAGAAAUGGCAUUAAAUGGGAAAACUGCAGUAGUGACCGGAGCAGCGCUGGGGAUAGGAAAAGCAAUAACUGAGAUACUUCUGCAAAAUGGUGCCAAGGUAACCCUUUUGGAUAUAAAUGAAACUGCAGGGAAGACUUUAAAGGAAGCCCUCAACAAACAGUAUGGAGAAGAGAGAUCUCUGUUCUUCGAGUGCAAUGUUGAGUCUGAGGAGCAGAUCAAAGCUGCCUUUCAGAGCACAGUAGAUACAUUUGGAGGGAUAGACAUUGUAUGCAACAAUGCCGGCAUCUUGAAUGAGAAGCAGUGGGAGAAAACGGUCUCCGUAAACAUGGUGGGUCUAAUCAGGGUGAGCUAUGUGGCUUUAGAGUAUAUGAACAAGUUGAAUGGAGGAAAAGGAGGGACCAUCAUUAACGUAGCAUCUUUGGCAGGCCUCACUCCAGUACCAGCUUGUCCCGUCUAUACAGCCACCAAGCAUGCCGUGGUCGGCUUCACUCGAGCCAUGGCUGCUGCCUCGUCCGCCUCAGGCUACGGUUUAUGCUUCAAUGCAGUUUGCCCAAGCUUUGUCAAAACUGACCUCUAUGCCACCCUCAUGGACAAUUUGGGACAAUUCUCCCACCUGCUUUAUGCUACUCAAAAUCCUGCAGUCCAAAGGGCAAUGAAUCCAUCGGAGGUUGCUGAAUGUGUCUUCGAGCUAGUGACAGGCGAGGCGAAGAAUGGAGAGAUCCUCAUAAAGAAACAAAGCAUGAAGAAAUAUAUGACCUUUCCCACACUUAUCUAGUGGCUCCUGGCAAAGGCAGUGAACAACCUGAGUAAUGUCUGAACCUAAAACUAUUAGAGGAAAAUGCUGCAGUUCACAGUAUUGUUUGUUUUGUUUUGUUUGUGAAAGAUAAAUCAGUAAAUCUCCACAAGUGAUUAGGAGAAAGAAGCAAACAAUAAAUGAGUGAAAGUCCAGUUUCUGACUAGGAGAAACGGCUGUGACUGUGCUUAAGACUUUUUGGAUCUUUCAUGAUGCAGAAAAUAUUUCUUAUAAAUUUAAGAAAAAUGUUAAUAAGAGCUUCCAUACUAACUUGCACUGACGAAAGAAAAGUAUCUAACAUAACAACAAAAACAUGGUUUGCUCUGCUUGCUAUAGUGUGCCCUACAUGUUAUAAGGAAACACAAAAAAAUCCACUAUAUUAAUUAGAAAUGAUUGUUUGUUACUGAAAAAUGUUUAAAAUUAGAAAAUGAAACGUGAAAUCCUCUGUGCUGCUUUAUUGUGGGGCUAAACGUCACCUGUGAUAUGGUAAAUGUUAAGAAAUUGAAUGCAAAACAUAACAGUUCUGUCCCACCUAAACAAAUUGCUUAAUUAAAUCUGUUAAACUAUGGCUGACUGUUCAGAAAUGUGUCUUACCUGGUUUGUAGUUCUGUCCCAGUAAACCGCUAAAUUGUCCAAAUUACA